Adineta steineri is the source of this 621-nucleotide messenger RNA. The record is from the annotation of a GenBank genome assembly. Lineage: Eukaryota; Metazoa; Rotifera; Eurotatoria; Adinetida; Adinetidae.
AUGCAACUUAUAGAAGAAAUUGGAGAUCAUUUUCUACAACAAGCAGAUUAUAAUCAACAAUUAUUAAAUUUAUAUACAAGAAAAAAUGAUGCAACAAAACUUAUAGCUUAUUUUACAGCUAUUGUUCCAUACAUUGUACUUCUUAUAUUAAUUAUUCAAAGUUCAUUGUUGAAAGGAGCUGUUGAAGGUAUUAAAUUUUAUGUUAUUCCAAGAUGGGAUCUUGUUGCAGAAUUCGAGACUUGGCAAGCUGCUGCUUCUCAAGUAUUUUUUUCACUUGGUCUCAGUUUUGGCUCAUUAAUGGCAUAUUCAGCAUCAAAUAAAUUCAAAAAUAAUUUCUUUCGACAAAUGUGUAUAGUUGUAUCAUGUGAUUGUCUAACUGAAGUAUUUGCUGGUUUUGCUGUAGUUGCAACAAUAGGAUAUUUGGCGACAGAAUUAAAAGAACCCGUUGAAAAAUAUGCUCAAUCAUCUGGUCCUGGUUUAGCAUUUAUAACAUAUCCUGAAGCUAUUUCACAUAUGCCAGCUAGUUCAAUAUUUUCAAUUCUAUUCUUUUUAAUGUUAUUAGCACUUGGUCUUGGUUCACAGGUUAAUUCAAAUAAUAAUAUUCUUAUUUAUAUUUAUUAA